Messenger RNA from Oreochromis niloticus (Nile tilapia), 8945 nucleotides. RefSeq names its product neuronal tyrosine phosphorylated phosphoinositide-3-kinase adaptor 1 (gene nyap1). The transcript has 7 exons. Gene Ontology annotation, biological process: neuron projection morphogenesis; phosphatidylinositol 3-kinase/protein kinase B signal transduction. NCBI's taxonomy places the organism in Eukaryota, Metazoa, Chordata, Actinopteri, Cichliformes, Cichlidae. Bases 3344 to 6502 code for a protein of 1052 amino acids. The record is from RefSeq and is a predicted model, not a curated record.
ACAGUCUGGGUUUCAACGGCCAGAUGAAAAGACAAACAAAACAGAGACUACAUUUUUCUAUAUGAUGUGAAUUCCCUCGAUUUUUUGUUAAUGCAAUCUUCGAAAGCCAGACUAACUUAAAGGGACCCUGCUCGUUUUUCAAAUUGUAGCACAUCUAGUGGCGGCACUCGUCAGCGUCCACAUGCCGCUGCCGGAGAAAAGUCUGCUCUGAAUUUUAUCUCUGCGGUAUGAGUUGAUAUUCCCACAACCCUUUAUGCAUGUGAUAGAACAACAAGCUGCAGACCGAAGGAAAAUCUGCCCAGUGUUGUGUAAAGGCUUGCGAAUGUGCAAGCUGUUAAGUGUUCAUGUAUGCUAAGUGCAGUGGGUCACCUUGGUUACUGCAGAUUCCAGCAGAAGAUGAUGAAGGCAAGGGCAAGCUGAGGUGGGAGCUGGAGAUUGGGAGGUCAUUGGCUCGCUGCCUCUUUUUGACCAGAAAGACAUCGUUUGCAGCGACAUUAUUUCCAUUUUUUUUUGCAGUUAUUUCAUUAUUGACCAGCUGCGACUGGUCAUGUUUUCUAUCCACGAUCCGUGCGUUGUGCGCUCUAACAAUAGUGGAAUUAUUUCUUGGCAGAAAAGGUGCAUACAUUGAGCAUCUCUGAACGUUUGUUGUGGCUCAGGGCUGUAUCCUGAUAGCACAGGGCACGGAGGAAUCAGGGAACGCUUUUUGUGGGAUAUUUUUGGUAGCGCUCCAUGAAAGAUUUAGUGGUCACUCAGUUUGAACAACGCUGAGGAGGAGAACCCAAAGUGUGCGAAGCGCCCCGUUCACAUACUUUUAAGCUGUGCUGUCCAGUUCAGGUGCUGAGAUACCAUACAGAUGUGGGCUGGAAUGGCUUUGGUAUUCAGGAGAGACCAAACAAAGUGAAGGAUAUGUAUAGCGCACUGUUUCCUAAAUAUCUGAUAAAGUGAGCCAAACAUUUGGUGUUGAGAAAAUCCUGAUUUUUCCCCCUGAUUUUCUUACCUAUUGUCACAGAUUGAUUUAAAUUAUUCAAUUAUUUGCUACAACAUGUUAGCAACAUGUUAACUAUCCAGCCUCUGCAAACGCAAGCACAUGUGUUUUGUAGAAAUUUUGCCCUUUUAUCAGAGGCUAUGCCAGUGUGAUGAUGUGUCCGUCCACUCUGCAGUCUUGCUGUCUCACUCACAGCCAGGUAAAGCAACACUGCUGGACCGCUUGCUGAGGUGGAGACUGGAGGGCAGAGGGCUGCAGCACAAAGCCUUCCAGUGCUGUGAAUCCAGUAGCAGCUACAGAAGGAAAGGUUUUAGACAUGAGAUACCACAAAAUGUACACCCAGAGUGAAUCCCCUGACUGCAUAAUGUUUCACUCAUAACCUUUGUUACACUCAUAAAUCACACUGUAAAUGUUUUACAAUGUGAUAUUUUACAUAGGUGAUUAUGAUGUGCCUCGAUAAAUUCCCGUUUCUCGAUAGUAGUCAUAUUGGCGGAGCUUUUUCAGUUACUGCUAUACACAUACACACAUAGAGGGUGUUUGAAGGGUGUUAUGGGGGCCUUGAAUAUGUGUGUGUGAUGUUUGCUUAUGUGCAUGAAUGAGUAGUUUGCAGCGUUGCAUGCAGAUUGAGUUACGUGAAUCAUGGCUCCAUCUGCCUCCUGGUUUUAAUGAGGAAUUCAAGCGACUCCUGACCCUACAGAUGCUCCUGAAACAACUUCCUAAACGCUCUCAGUUUAUUUGGGUUAGAAAGUGACUGUGGGGAUUAAUAGCAGGCACCCUAUAUGAGCAUAUUGCAUGCUUUAUGUGGCUUGUAAAAACAAUAUUUUGUAGCCUGGUCUGAUGACACAAACCUGCCUGUAGAUAUAUAAGAUGCUGGUCUCGGUUCUUUUAGCUUGGCUAAUUGUACACCAACCCACAGGGUGUAAUGUGACAAUUGUGGGGCUGCCUACUCAGCUGCCAGAUCCUAGAAACCAAAAUCAAAGCUCCAUUUAACAAAAGCCCAACCUACAGUCACAGCUCCCUAACCUAAUUAACAUUGAGUCAGCAAACACGGCAGCAGCAGUGGUCGAGGUUGUGGUCAGAGCUGUGGGGUACAAGAAUAGCAGUAGCCACGCUGACACACUGGAUGACACACUGGGCUGUGACAAAAGAAUCACACACAGGUACACAGAUCAACAUGCCACCUGGCCCAGGUGACAGCGCCUGCUGCUCUCACUGUGUGCUUUUUCUCUUUAUAGUAAGAUAUAGCUGAGCUACUUCACUGACAGUGAAAAUGGUGUGCAGACGAUGGUAAACUGCUUAAGUUAUUGAAAAUAUCUGCAGAAUUAGGAAAACAACAGCACAGCUGCAAAGUGUCAAUAUAUACUUUUUGAUGUAUUUUCAUGCUGUGAGAAGCAUCAUAGGACCUUAAUUGUAAAUCGGGUCUCAUUAAACUGGAUUCACAUGUGUUCCACCACAUUUGAUUCAUAUUGCUUUGUGAGAAUAUCUGAUAAUGCGAACCAUUAAAAUUACUCACCAGCUACACUGCAAACAAGCUUAGCUUAAUAAUGCAUGUCAUGUAAAGUGGCUGAUUCAAUUUAGUUCCCCAGCAAAGCUGUUUAACUCAUGCUGAUGCCAGGGGCACCGACGAUACCACUUGAGUGUCCACCAUCAAAACACAUUCUAUUUCUAUUUGUGGUGGAAAAACACUAGCAUCGUGCAUCAGCUGACAUCUGCUCUUUUCUUAGCCAAUUGCGUUACACACUCACGUUCUCCAACAUGAAAACACUGUUGGACUCCCAGAUAUCUGCCCCACAACAAGCCUGACUUCACAUGGAGGGAGCGUGAGUAGGAAGCUGUGCAUGCACUACAUAUGACAAACCACAUUACUUUCUGGCUAGUAGACAGGCUUAGAUAGGCCAUCCCAGGGCCUGCAGCCAAAGAUGCUCUGCAGCUGAUUUACCAUGCUUACUCAAAUAUUCAUAACUGGAUAAUGAAAAUAUAAAUAGUUUUCAUGUGAUACACUAGAGGCAGGGGUAAACAAUGCUGCAACCUCCAUCAUCAUCAUCAUCAUCAUGCAUCACCGUGUCUUCGCUAUGACGGCUGCCAGGUAGAGUAAUGGGCAGGACUGUUCACUAUGACACAAUGAGCGUGAUAAGCAAUGACUCCCUUACAACUUUUGCCAGUAAUUUGGAGUUGAUUAUUUAUGUUGCCACAUCAAAAAAGUAAUCACUGUCAAUCUUGUCAUCUGCAUGCAGGCUGGAAAGUUAUUAAACUUGUUGGGGUUUUUUUAAAAAAUGAUUAAUGAGCUCCUGUUUUCUCUUGUCUAAAGGAGGGCUGCCUGUGACAUACAUUGCCAUCCCCUGAGUCCUCUUCUAUACCAUGAGCUCUGGCUCUGCCCAGGAUGUGGCAGUCGAGCAUUUCCUGCGUGACAUAGAGAGGCGAAGCAAGCGGCUACACUGCGCUGUGAUAGGUUGCGAGGAGGAGCGAUCCCACAGCGACAUGAACCUGCUGUAUCGUAAGAGCCGGUUGGACUGGAGGCAGAGAGACCAAGAGGGAAGUAAAAAGAGCUCCACGCAAAAUGACCCCUCAGCUACUGUUGGCAAAGUCAGAGACCUGGCUUCUUUCCGACGGCACUUCCGAAUGGGUUUCAUGACCAUGCCUGCCUCCCAGGACCUGUCCCCUCACUCCUGUGCCUCUGCCAUGGCGCCGCGCUCGCAGUCCUGCCACGCUGUCGGAGCCGGAGAUACAAGUCUAGAGAACGGAGAUUACUCAGACACCCAAUCUCAACACGGCGGCCGCUGCCCUCCAGCCAAACCCAAACGCCACCCCAGUACUCGCCUGAGCUCCUCGUCUGCUGACAGCAGAGGACCUCCUCCUGAGACACCACCUCCCCCUCCACCCACUCACUCCCAGGCAAAACACUCAGAGAAGAAGAAUGCCAUGAAGAAGUCUGACUCUGGAGAGAUUGGAACAAAGAAGGUGCCUCCUUUAAAGCCCAAGAGAAGUCCCAGCACCCAGCUUUCCUUUGACCCUCUUCCUCCACGUGUGCCUCCUUCUGCCACAUCAAUGCCCUUUCAGGCAUCAGACUCUCAGAUUCAGACAGGAGAUGGGGAUGAUGAGCCAGUCUAUAUUGAAAUGGUGGGCCAAGUGUUCACCAGAGACAGUCAGACGGCCACACCCCACCCUGUAACCCCUGUGGCCACAACACCGGACUCUGACUCAGACCAGAGUGAGGCAAUCUAUGAGGAGAUGAAAUACCCAAUGCAGGAGGACAGGGAGUCCCACAGACACCUCCCCUCCAAACACGAGAAACUGAAAACCUCUAAACACUUUCAUGUGACACCUUCUUCUGCCAGCAGCUCCUCUUCGCUGCCACGCCCAUCUUCUUCUUCCCCUUCCUAUUCCAAACCCAAAGCUACUGUAUCAAUCUCCCAUUCAUCUCCUCUGCCUGCCUCUGCAUCCUCCACCCCAGUGCCCCAGGUCCUCUCUGCCAGCCCCCACACGCCACGAGCUCCUACACCCUAUCUGCUGCAAGGGAAUAAAUCGGAGCAAGAAUCAAACACAAAGAUCCCAGCGCCUUUCCCCAACCUUCUACAGCACCGGCCCCCGCUGCUCGCCUUCCCUCAGCCUGCAGCAGCCUCCAGCGGGGUCGGGGUGCAGAACAAGUCAUCUGCUUCCACUAAAAUGGGAACUCAGACAUCAAGCGCAACAACGCAAGCGAGCACCUCUUCCUCUGCCUCUUCUAAUAUUCCUGUAUCCCUGUCGGGCUCCAAGGAAUCAUCAGGAGGAAGUGCAGCGCAGCAGGACAAGCACAGCAGAGACUCCCAGUUAGGCCCAGCUCCUGGACUGAGAGCCAGGAGUCACUCCACGCCCCUUCCUCCUUCCUCUAAAUCCACCUCCCCCUUUUCCCAUCACCAUCAUCACCCUCACCAUCGCCCCUCACACUACCAUCACUAUCGGAAGCCAGAAAGAGGAGAUUCUCCUGCGCCGACCAAGAGCAGCUCCCAAGCUUCUAACCAGGCCACAGUCCAGACACAAACCUCAAGUACAGGCAAGGAGGGCAAGUCAGUUAGCUUCCUCCUGAAGUCUGAUAAGGGUGAGAAGGAUAAAGACAGGGACAAGGACAGAGACAGGGACCGAGACAGAGAAAGGGAUAGGGGUAGAGGAGACAGGGACAAGGAAAGAGACAGAGACAAAGAGAGAGACAAGGACAGAGAUAGAGACCGGGAUAGAGAUAAGGAAAAGGACAGGGAAAGAGACAGAGACAGAGAAAGGGAUCGUGAUAGGGAAGGAGGUCCACACUCUUUACAGUUGGACAUCACUACCAGCACGAGCAGCCAAACGCCUCAAAGCAGCACCAGCUCAACCCCCACGCCAUUAUCCUCAUCCCAGCGUCCUCACUCUCGCCCACACCUCCGUUCUCACACGCCUCACGGCCUUCCAGCAUACAAGCCGCCCUCCUCGGACAGCCCCUUGCUAUGGACCUACCCCUCCGGUGGCUUCAGGAGGCCCCCGGCUUAUGAGAGCUUGAGAGGCAGCUCUCAGACUCCAUCUCUGCAGCAGCCCUCGAGUCUUACUGGUAUUGGUGAAGUUGCGUCCAAGAGCAAUGGAGGGUCUGCAUCCCUUCAGUCUAAAGUUGGCUUCAUGCCUUGGGACAGCAGUGCCAGUUUAUCUGCCGAUGACGGGACUUACUGGCCUAUGCAGAGGAAAUUGUCCUUCAGUCACGGCAGCAGAGAGACAGAGAAGGAUGAAGGGCGGGCAUGGAACGGUAGUGCUGAUGCCCUGUUAAGGACGGACAAGGAAGAGCUUGGAAUAGGGUCUCGGGGAGGCCAUUCGGGCAUCCCAGUCCACUUCAGUGGGUCCACAAGCAGGGCUCUUGGACACAGUGAGUCACUGGCUGGUGUUGACAGCAGCCUAGGAUUCAGAGCUCUGCCCAGGGUAGGGCUGCCUCUUCCCUGCCAGACCUUUCCUGCCUGUCGCAAUGGAGAAGUGGGGCGGCUGGGUCGCUCCUCCUCUGCUGCUGGAGUGAGACAGGUGGGUGGAGGAGACGUUCAGAGACAGAGCAGUCUACCAGCACGAGAAGCCCUGAAUCAGCUGCAUAGUUUGGCCCAGCCUCAAGUACCCUGCAGUCCCAGCAGUCCCAGUGGUCCCGGUGUGUCACGGCAGCAGCAGCAGCAGCUUCAGCUUCACCACCAGCAGCUGCAGUUAAAGCAGCAGCUUCAGCAGCUUCAGCAACAGCACCACCUGCAGCUGCAGUUCCAACAGCUCGCCCAGUUGGCACAGGGACAACCUGUUGUCAGUGGGGGCACCACCCCAUCCACAUCGCAGACCCAGAGAGACGGAAAGCUGCUGGAAGUCAUUGAGCGUAAGCGCUGCCUUUGCAAAGAAAUCAAGGCACACAGGCGUCCUGACAAAAGCUUGUGCAAGCAGGACAGCAUGCCCAUCCUCCCUAGCUGGAGACGGACACCUGAACCUCGUAAGACUGGCACACCUCCCUGCCAGAGGCCACAGGCCGUUGUGUGGGACACAGCUAUCUGACGCGGAAGUCAAGCCAGCGAGUACGGCACCAGAAGAGAUGAGCUGAAGAUGGCAGAAUUAUGAAUGAGAGUAAAAAUGGAUAUAGAAACUAGAAAAUUCUUUAAAUGGCUUUGGUGAUAUAAUUACCACCAGGGAACGGGAAACUAUGGACCAAGAACAAAACCCUUGAUAGCAUUUUUAUUGUGUGAUAAACUGAUCUGUGAACAGUAACUGAUGAAUGGUACUGGAGACUCUGAACCCAUCUGAGGGGAAAAAAAACAAAAAAAUGCUUAUCAAGAGGUGAAGAAUAAGAAGUAUUACAAUCAAACUACAUGAAUUUCUUACAAAUUGGAUUUGUAUCUGCUCUGUAUUAUGUAGUACACUAUGUAAAUGUGUUCUAAUUGCCAAUGUUUUUUGCCACAAAACACCAGUAUUAUUGCUACAAAAGGAAGACGCCAACUAACUAAUAAUUAGCGGGUUGUUUUCUGAAGUCGGUGUUGCCAAAUUUCUUCCUGACUACUUGAUACAUAAAUUGUGUAUUUUCGCCAACAAGCAGGUGUCCAACACGCUUAAAAACUACUCUGUGGAUGAGAAAAGGCAAGACUCAUAGAUAAGUUGCUGAAGUGUUUCUUGAAAUUGUGAAUGUAUAUGAGAUGUCUUGGUAUCAAUAGAUUGUCAUUGUGGAUGCAAAUAAUCAUCACCGAGGAGUAAAAGCUACCUACUGUAUCUGUUUGCAUAUUUGUAAUGUAAAUCUAUUUACUUUCUCAACGUUUCUGCAAUUUUAUAGCAAUAUCCUCCCGACGCUGGAGCAACAUAAUUAAAACUUGUGUCAACUAGCCUACAAUACAUAUCUAAGACUUGAAGAAGUCAUAUUUACUGUGUCAUUCUCUGCAUGUCAUGAUAGACAUACAGUAUUGUAAAAAAAAACAAAAACAAAAAAACCCCAACUGAAAUAAAAAAAUUAGUGUAGAGAUGAUCAUGGCAAACUUUUACAUACAGCAAAUCUUCACUAUGAUAACGUGUGGUUGUAUAAAAAGCUGAAUAUGUUGUUUGGGGGGAGUGGGGGUGGGGGUGGGUCCUCAUUAGGAAAAAAUUAAUAAAUAAAUAGGUGACAGAUGGCACAUGCUGUGCAGUCCAGCCAAAUAUAGAUACAGAUCAAUGGUACAAAAAAAAUUUCAUCGCUCAUGCUUAUCCACAGUUGCACAUUAGUGAUUGUUCCACCACACCGAAAAACAGGCACUCAACACCCAUCAACACAGACUGUGCAAUAUGGUGCAACUGAUAAGACUGUGAGUAUUGAUCACCUCAAACAGAAUGCUGGAACAAUCUGCACAAAACAUUGUAUACGCUUAGGACAAGUUAAACCCUAAUGUACUGUAAAUAGAUAUGUACAACUCUAUUGAAAAUGUAGCAAUUAUUUCCAUUUUCAUACUUGUAAUCAAUACAUAUUAUGUAGCAUAUAUUGUAUAAACAUAACUUUGUUCACUUGUUUUUUCUAAAAGAAUUAAGUACUUUAUCUGCUGCAGCCAGUCCAUGCAUUACUUAUAGUUCUACUAAUAAACAGUAAGCCCUCUAAAGAAAGGCACAGCCCAACAGUUGUUUAUUUCAAUUUAUGCAAGACUCCCUUUAAGCUGUGUUAUUGAUUUAUUUAUGCCCUUUUUCUACAUCCAUUUUUAUUUGUGUACAGAUUUCAACAGCCCGUUGUCUUGACAUCUUUGAAUACUUGCUGCUAUCUUGAACUACUGGUGUUGUUCACUCAACUAUACAGUGUUACCAUGAGAAACAUUAUUAAUAUAGUGCUUAUUGUGAGAUAUUUGUUUUGGGUUUAUUUUUAUUUAUUAUUUUGGUUUUCUUUCUUUCUUUUGUUUUUCCUUUCUGAAAGCCACGUGAAAUGAAGUUCGUACCUUAAAGAGUGAGCCCGUCUGUAAUAGUAUUAAGGCGCUUGAAUGUCUCUUGGUUGUUGUCGUUUUUAAUGAUAGUAAGCACCAAACUGUACAGUACAGUACACCCAGUGAAAAGAAGACCUAUCUAAGUGUUUGAGAGUCACUACUUGGCCUUUUUUUGUUUUAGCUCCACCUGCUCGUGUUUGAGGAUCAGAGUCCGUUUUCAAGCAAACACAGGCCAGGCUGAAGGAAAUGGGCAAGUGCAAUGCAUGCAGAGAUUCCUUACACUGAAAUGCUCCAAUGAUUCUUACUAUUGUGCCCAAUUUUGAUUGCCGAUACCAAGUAAUCACCUUACUAUGAUUCCUUUUCACGGACUGAUAUGGAACCCUCGGUAUCAUUUCCAGAAUAGUUUACAGAAGCUGUUGGUUUUGUGUGUCUUCUAAAAACAGUGGCCAUUAUAUGAGUGCCAUACUAUAUUGAUAUGGUAAGAUACGGUGUACCUUGGAAAUCACUGUAGUGCUAUAUUUGCAUUGAUAUUGUCAUUGAAAAUAAAUUUUAUAUAAUGAACUUUACACAACAAA